AUGGCGGGGCCCCCGGACAAAAGAAUGCCCCUCUCCCGAUGCUUACCGGCAUCAAAUGCUAGAGCAGUUGCUGUUGCAGCCAGCCCAGGAGGAGCCAUAUGCGGAGCCGCAGGCAGUGGCAGCAACACCGGUGGCACCAGCGUCUGUAGAAAAGGUGGUUACAGAGCAGCAGGAUCUGCAGCAAACGCCACAAGAGCAAGGACACGAUCUGCAGAAGCACAAUGCGCUUCUUCAAGUGUCCCCAGAGGCGCCCUCAGAGCAGCAACAGCAAACGCAACAACUGGCACCAAUGCAGCACGAGCUGCCGCCGGCGCAGCAGGAUCUAAGACUGGAGCCAAGCUGGUAGUCCAGCAACAGCCACUGCAGCAACUGAAGUCUCCAGAGACUUACUCUGGAAGCACAUCGGAAGCGUUGUCUUCCUACCUCGAGGGAGCCCCUCUGCAGCACGCACCCUUGCAUGCCCCCCUUGGCGAAAGUACUACCGCGAAUGUGGAUACAUCAUACACAGCGCCACAAAACCCUUCAAACCUAGUAUUAAAGCCCCUUGAAAGCGUGCAGAGUGUUGCAAAGCAAUUGGGCACUUUGGUAGGUAUCCAAGACAGCUAUCCAGGAUCCGGUGGAGAUCAGAUGAAGAGCACGGAGUCUGCUUCGCCCCUCGGGCUGUUCGGACUUGCAACGCAGACGCCCGCCAUGAUUAGCAAUGCAAUGAAUCUUGCAACAGCAACGGGAAACAUUGCAGAUGUGGGAAAUAAUAUUAUGAAUUCGCUGCCGAUGGAUCAGAUCGUGGCGGCAGCAAGAUACGCCCAGGAAGGAGCCAUCAAAUCUCAAUCUAUUGACAUUGAAAAUCCCAAAAUGCAGCCAGGUGUCCGUUGCGCCAGCGAGGGAAUGACCUGCUGCGUACCCGAAGGGGCGGCCCCUCGAGACUGGAAGCAGAAACCACCGGUUCUAAACGACUCUCCAGAAAGCCAAAGGCAUUGCAAGGCUCACUUUGUCCCCAUGCAAAAUGCCCUCUGUGCUACAACCACCUAUGAAGGCAAAGACAACUGCGGAUUGAGCAAGACGGAGACGCAGGAGUACCAGGUGUACAGACAUACAAUGACUAUGCGAAAUAAAGGGCAGAAGGCGAUCUGUGAAUGCCGCCGUCACAAGCCCUCAGCAGCUGCAGCCAAAGCAGCAGGCGAUGGAGAGGCAGCAGCGGGGGUAACAGCCCCCAUUGAGGGGUUCGCCACUUGGGAACACAUAAAGAAACAGAAAAAGCAAAAGAAGGAAAUGGAGGACAACAGCGCUAUGCUCGCACAAGGUCUCGGAGCCACUCUGAAGGUGGCUCAGCUCCUUAGGGAGAGGGCACCCGAAGCGCAGGUGCUACUGCAACAACUGCAGGGGGGGCAGCCAGCAGCAGCAGCAGCAACGGCUGCAGCAGGGGCCGCACAGCGUGCCGCUACCCAACAUGUAGUCCUUCCUACACCACAAGCCUUUCCCACGUCACUGCCCCCAUAUGGCGCUGCUUCGCUACCUGCCUCCGCAGCUGGUUUCUCGCCAAUGCUGAUGCCUCUAGCGGCACAGGGGUCUCCUGCAGCGCUAGAAUCAAGUUUUCCUAUGCAGCUCAGUACUGGUGACAUGGUAGCACCUACUGCCGUACACGGAGCUUCCACAACCCAAGACAUUGUGCUUGGCGCAUCUGCUGCGGAAAUGCCACCUGAGGUCCCUCUGAAGGAGCUGCAGCAAAAUCAGGACCUUGCGCAGCAGCAGCUCCUGCAGCAGCAACUGGUCAGUCAACAGUUGCUCCAGCAGCAACUACAACAGCAGCAAAUGCUGCAGCACCAGCAAAUGCAGCAGCAAGCGUUGCAGCAUCAGCUGCUUACAACCGACCACCUGCAGUACCCGCCGCAGUAUCACCUGUCUGUUGAGCAGCAGCUCGCUCUGCAGCAACAGCUGGCGGCGCUUCAGCAGCAGCAGCAGCAGAACGUAGCGUUACAGCAGUAUGGCUCACUGCAACAGCAAGUCAUGCAACAGACUCCGCAGCAGCAGGAAGCCGUUCCUCAGCAGCAGCAGAUACUGCCGCUCCUGGGUAACAUUGGCAACAUUACGCCAGCACAAGCCACCGAAGUGGCCACCCGGGCUGCUGCGGCAGUGGGGGCCUUCGUACAAGGCAACAACACUAACGGCAGCAGCACCAGCAACAACAGUGCCACUCCCACCAGCAGCAGCAACAAAAGGGGGACCGACUGGGUCGACAGACUAGCAGACUCGCUGUUGCAGCAAGGCAACAGCACGCCUGCUGGUGCUGCAGUCAACAAGAUGCUAGACGACUUUUUUGCCGUAGCUGGAAGGUCCUAA
This is a messenger RNA of Cyclospora cayetanensis, 2337 nucleotides long. RefSeq names its product AF4/FMR2 family member 4-like. The record is from RefSeq and is a predicted model, not a curated record. NCBI's taxonomy places the organism in Eukaryota, Apicomplexa, Conoidasida, Eucoccidiorida, Eimeriidae. The transcript is spliced from 9 exons. Bases 1 to 2337 code for a protein of 778 amino acids.